UCACGAUGCCCUGUCCAGGAUCACUGACAUUCCAGUUGCUGAGUUAAAUACUGUUUGCACUCAGUUUGGAAUAAAAUGCUUCACGGAUCGGGAGUAUCUGUUCCUAAAGGAAUAUUGUAUUGUGUUGAAGCCACUGACUGUAGCACUAGACAUAUUGCAAGGAGAAGAUAACUGCUAUCUUGGAACACUUCUUCCAACUCUGGAGAGUCUAAUGUCCAGGACACUGGCACUGCGGGAUGAGCUUAGGAUGACAGCAUCUCUCCCUGAUGUCAUUGUUCAGGCAAUCAAGGUACGCUUUGCCUCUAUGAUGGACAAUAAAGAAGCUCUCCUGGCUGCAGUCACUUUGCCCAAAUUUAAAUUACGCUGGAUCAGAGAAGAAGAGAAAAAAGACACUGUUAGGUCAAUGCUUACGACAGAAUGCCGUGGGUUGCCUCUUGAAGACCAACAGCAUAAUGCUCAACACCACAACAAGCCUGCUAACUCCAAUGAUGACUUUUUUUCAUUCGAGGAGGAAGAUUGUGCCUACUCUGCUGAAACAGAGGUCAUGGAUUAUUUGAAAUCUGCAGGGUCUGAGCUGGGUGUUCUUGGACUGUUUCCCAGGAUUAAGGUCAUUUCACUCAGGUACAACACAGCCACACCAUCAAGUGCACCAGUGGAAAGGCUUUUCAGCCUGGGCAAUCUUGUGCUCACCCCCAGAAGAAAUAGACUGUCAGACAAACGUUUUGAGAGACUUACAUUAAUGAGAUACAACCACCUUUUCAAAAGCAGCGCAGUCUUCAACCCUGCUCCUGGGGACACACUGUCCUGCAAGGUUUCUUUCCAGCCUGCUUUAGCACACUAUGGCCUGUGA
Messenger RNA from Sinocyclocheilus grahami, 850 nucleotides. RefSeq lists its product as uncharacterized. Lineage: Eukaryota; Metazoa; Chordata; Actinopteri; Cypriniformes; Cyprinidae. The transcript is spliced from 3 exons. Bases 212 to 850 code for a protein of 212 amino acids. The record is from RefSeq and is a predicted model, not a curated record.